Molecule: messenger RNA, 141 nt
Organism: Geodia barretti
Lineage: Eukaryota; Metazoa; Porifera; Demospongiae; Tetractinellida; Geodiidae
Source: the annotation of a GenBank genome assembly
AGAAUAUGCAGUGGUUACGAGCAAUUUUGUGAGCGACAUUACAAACUCACCCAAAAAUUAAUAAAUCAAGGAUUUAGAUAUGCGGAGCUAUGUAAAGCGUUUAUAGGGUUUGCAAAAAGUCAUUUGCAUUGCAAAUAUUGA